AUGGAAUCACUCAACAACUUAAGCGGUCACGUUAAAGACCACACCAAGAAAGAUGUUUUGGCAAAACACCCAGACGACGUUGUUAUUGUCGCUGCUUACAGAACCGCCAUCGGUAAAGGCUUCAAAGGUUCAUUCAAAUCAGUUGGUACGGACUUUAUUUUGACUGAGUUUUUAAAAGAGUUCCUUGCAAAGACCAAGGUUGAUCCAAAGUUGAUUGAAGAUGUCGCUAUUGGUAAUGUUUUGAACCAAGGUAUUGGUGCUUUUGAACAUCGUAGUGCUUCUUUAGCUGCUGGUAUUCCUUACACAAGUGGUUUUGUUGCUAUCAACAGAUUCUGUUCAUCUGGUUUAAUUGCUAUUUCAGAUAUUGCUAACAAGAUUGCUGUUGGCGAGAUUGAUUGCGGUCUUGCUGGUGGAGUUGAAUCAAUGUCCAAGUAUUACAAACAGACUAUCCCUCAAUUCGAUCCACACUUGGCUGACAAUGACAAGGUUGCUUCUUGUUUGAUACCAAUGGGUAUCACUAAUGAAAAUGUCGCCAACAAGUACAACGUCUCAAGAGAAGCACAAGAUGCUUUUGCUGCCAAAUCAUACAACAAGGCAGAAAAGGCUAUUGCAACUGGUAAAUUCAAGGAAGAAAUUUUGCCAAUCAGAUCUAUCAUCCGUGAUGGUGAAUCUGAAAAAGAAAUCACUGUUGAAACUGAUGAAGGUCCAAGGAAAGAUGUCAACGCUGCCGGUUUGGGUAAAUUGCCACCAGCUUUCGGUGGCAGUACCACAGCUGGUAACGCUUCACAAAUCUCAGAUGGAGCUGCUGCUGUGUUAAUGAUGAGACGUUCUUUUGCUGAAAAGCACGGAUACCCAAUCAUUGCCAAGUAUGUUGCUUGCUCAGUUUCCGGUGUUCCUCCAGAAAUUAUGGGUGUUGGUCCAGCUUUUGCUAUCCCAGAGGUAUUGGAAAGAACUGGUCUCAAGGUUGAUGACAUUGACGUGUUUGAAAUUAAUGAAGCUUUUGCUGGUCAAUGUUUAUACUCUAUUCAAACCGUUGGUAUUGAUGAGUCAAAGGUUAACUUGAACGGUGGUGCCAUUGCUUUAGGACAUCCAUUGGGAGCUACUGGUGCUAGACAAUAUGCUACCAUCAUGCCAUUGUUGAAACCAGGACAAAUUGGUGUUACUUCCAUGUGUGUUGGUACUGGUAUGGGUGCUGCUUCAGUUAUAGUCAGAGAAUAG
Lodderomyces orthopsilosis Co 90-125 is the source of this 1218-nucleotide messenger RNA. RefSeq names its product acetyl-CoA C-acyltransferase (gene POT1). Lineage: Eukaryota; Fungi; Ascomycota; Pichiomycetes; Serinales; Debaryomycetaceae. The record is from RefSeq and is a predicted model, not a curated record. Gene Ontology annotation, biological process: phenylacetate catabolic process; fatty acid beta-oxidation. Gene Ontology annotation, cellular component: peroxisome. Bases 1 to 1218 code for a protein of 405 amino acids. Gene Ontology annotation, molecular function: acetyl-CoA C-acyltransferase activity. The transcript has a single exon.